AUGGUGGACGCUGUGAUAAUUUAUUAUAUUGUCCCUCUAUGGGGUAGGAGGGGUAUCAGUUGUCUGGUGUGGGCUGCAUUGUGCCACGACGACGAGGGGAACGUCGUCAGGACACGAAGCAGACCGCAAGGCAUUCCCUCAUGCAACCAGACGGGUGGGCAGGUUGCGGAUAGCCCGAUCCCCCCAGGACAGGGAUGUCCUCUAAGGACCCCGGACAAGAGGGUGGCACAUGGAUCGAAACCCACUCCAUAUGCUGUUCCUUACCUUCUCAUCCUUGAUCCCAAUAACCUCAGCCCCAUAACCCCAUCCCUACCCAUCAACCCAACCUACACUAGCACAGACACUCCCCGAAAUACUCAACGCAUAUACACUCACACCCACAGACACACACCAUCAACACACAAAACACACAGAUACACUACAAAAGGGUGUGACUGGACUGCAUUGACCCCGUAUGUCGGUCUAGGGUACACUCCUGCACAUGCCGUGUGCAGCGAGAGCCGAAGGCAGGGAGAAAGGAGUCCUGGAGGGUUGAGCCAAUCACGGGUCGGGAUAGUUACCUGUGGGAGGCAACACGCCCUCUUUGGUCCUAGAUUCAGGCUACAAGGCAGCACUGGGAAUAGCCCCACCCAGUGUAUUCGGCAAACGUAUCCAAACGGAUAUGUGGGCGAGCUUGCGGGCAUCAUGGGACAGGCAGGCGACGGGGUUCGGGUGUUG
Brenthis ino (lesser marbled fritillary) is the source of this 717-nucleotide messenger RNA. The record is from the annotation of a GenBank genome assembly. NCBI's taxonomy places the organism in Eukaryota, Metazoa, Arthropoda, Insecta, Lepidoptera, Nymphalidae.